AGAGAGAGAGAGAGAGAGAGAGAGAGAGAGAGAGAGAGAGGGAGAGAGAGAGAGAGAGAGAGAGAGAUGGGAGACGUUAACGAGGAGAAGGAGAGGAGCGUUUGCGUUAGCGGCGAGAAAACGCGCGUUUUGGUGGUGGGAGGGACAGGAUACAUAGGGAAGAGGAUAGUGAGGGCGUGUUUGGCGGAAGGGCACGAGACUUACGUUUUGCAGCGUCCGGAGAUCGGACUGGACGUAGAGAAAGUGCAUCUCCUCUUCUCUUUCAAGAAACUUGGCGCCAAACUCGUUGAAGCUUCGUUUUCCGACCACCAGAGUCUUGUCUCCGCCGUGAAACUCGCCGACGUUGUCAUCUCCGCCAUGUCCGGCGUCCACUUCCGCUCCCACUGCAUCCUCCUCCAGCUCAAGCUCGUCCAAGCCAUCAAAGACGCCGGCAACGUUAAGCGAUUUUUACCGUCGGAAUUCGGGAUGGAUCCAUCCCGGAUGGGGAAUGCACUCUGGCCGGGAAGAGAAACAUUUGACGAGAAAAUGGAAGUGAGAAGAGCGAUAGAGGCCGCCGGAAUCCCCCACACGUACGUGCUCGGAGCUUGCUUCGCCGCAUAUUUCGCCGGAAACCUCUCCCAAAUGGAAACCCUAAUCCCUCCGAAGGAGAAAGUCAAUAUCUACGGCGACGGAAAUGUAAAAGUUGUGGUUGCGGAUGAAGACGAUAUCGCAACGUACACGGCUAAAACGAUAAACGAUCCUCGGACCGAAAACAAGACCGUUUGUGUUAGACCUCCGGACAAUGUCCUCACGCAAAUCGAAUUGGUUCGGAUUUGGGAGAAGCUAACCGGAAAGGAACUAGAGAAAACACAUAUUCCUGCCGAUGAUUUUCUUGCCGGCAUGAAACAUUCGGACAAAGCACAACAAGCGGGGAUAGGGCAUUUCUAUCACAUAUUCUACGAAGGUUGUCUUGCAAAUUAUGAAGUCGGAGACGACCAAGAGGCUUCUAAGCUUUAUCCGGACGUGAAGUACACGCGCAUGGAUGAUUACUUGAGAAUGUUCCUAUAAUAUAUAUACAUAUAUAUAUAUAUAUAUAUAUAAACACAUAAAUCAAAAUCAUUUAUAUCCUUUUCUGUUUUUAUUUAUCUUCCUUUGUCGUGUUGUUUGUUUGACUAAUGUAUAAUUAAUAUAUACAGUGAUGCAAUAAAACUGUGUUAUAAUUU
Molecule: messenger RNA, 1202 nt
Organism: Tarenaya hassleriana
Lineage: Eukaryota; Viridiplantae; Streptophyta; Magnoliopsida; Brassicales; Cleomaceae
Product: pinoresinol reductase 1
Exons: 4
Coding region: 67-1047 (326 amino acids)
Molecular function (GO): oxidoreductase activity
Source: RefSeq, a predicted model, not a curated record